Molecule: messenger RNA, 2940 nt
Organism: Polyodon spathula (Mississippi paddlefish)
Lineage: Eukaryota; Metazoa; Chordata; Actinopteri; Acipenseriformes; Polyodontidae
Product: pirin-like
Exons: 10
Coding region: 169-1038 (289 amino acids)
Biological process (GO): monocyte differentiation
Cellular component (GO): nucleus
Molecular function (GO): quercetin 2,3-dioxygenase activity
Source: RefSeq, a predicted model, not a curated record
CAGCCGACCGUAAAGAGUGUCAACAUGAUCGCACCGGUUGCCGGUUUUGCAGGUUAAGUUAGGUAUUGUUAGCAUACCAUAUCAUACAAACGUACAUUGCUUUUGAUUGGGAUUCGGGCUGUAGAAAAAUGAGGUGUGAAUAAGGUAUUGAAAAUCUCAUUCUUAACAAUGGCCCUUCGGAAAGUUGUCAAGACUGUCCUUAGUGUGGAACAACAAGAGGGCGUUGGUGCCAGUGUUCGCAGAAGCAUAGGUCGGAAAGAGCUACAAAAUUUAGAUCCUUUUUUGAUGUUAGAUGAAUUUAAAGUCUGCAAGCCAGCAGGCUUUCCUGACCACCCACACAGAGGUUUUGAGACUGUUACUUAUUUAAUACAAGGCACUUCUGCCCAUGAAGAUUUUUGUGGUCACAGCGGUAUAAUGAAAGCAGGGGAUUUACAGUGGAUGACAGCUGGCAGGGGAGUUGUUCAUGCUGAAAUGCCUGUCUCAGAUGAACCUGUCUGUGGUCUCCAGCUCUGGGUGAAUCUGAGAAGCUCAGAAAAAAUGGUGGCACCUCAGUACCAGGAACUGAAAAGCAAGGAUAUCCCAAAACCCAGCAAGGGAGGAAUGACAAUAGCUGUCAUCUCUGGAGAAGCUCUGGGAGUCAAGUCCAAGGUUUAUACAAGAACCCCAACCAUGUAUCUUGACUUUAAACUGGAGAAAGGAGCAAAACAUGUGCAACCAGUUCCUAUAGGAUGGACUGCAUUUAUCUAUACCCUUUCAGGAUGUGUUCACGUUGGUCCUGACAACGACCAGAGACAAAUCGAGCCGCACCAUACAGUUGUGUUGGAUGAUGGAGAGGGUAUACAAGUGGAAAAUAAGGAUCCUGAAGUAGCACACUUUGUAAUAAUUGCAGGAGAACCAAUUAAGGAACCAGUUGUAAAACAUGGUCCUUUUGUGAUGAACACUGAGGAAGAAAUAACACAGGCAAUCAAUGACUUUCGAUCUGGAACCAACGGGUUUGAACGGGCUAAAUUAUGGAAGUCAAAAAUACGAUACAAGUAAACAUUUUCGGCAUAUGUUUGUGUCAACAAAAUUUGACAAAAACAACAAAUGUGUGACGCUUGUCUAGCAACUCUUGUUUUUUUUCUUCUCUACUGUGCAUUAUUUAAUGAGUAAACAAAGUUUUUGAAAGGCGUCUUGGUAGAUAAUGGGAAAAGGGUAUUAAAUAUAUCUUCAAGCUCUGCUUUUAUAAAUGCGUAGAAAUAGCAGCCUUAGUUGGGAGUCAGUUUCUUAAUUUUUACUGAGUAAGAUCCAUACAAGGACCUUUUCAAAGUUCUUUGCGAGUCUGUAAUUCUUUUUGUGUUUUUGUAAAUGUGAAAAAUCCAUUAAAAAAUAUAGGAAUGAUUAUAUGGAGAAUUUGCCUACAAUGGAUGGAUAUAAUUCAAUCGCUUAAAUGGCAUUUUUUAUAUUGAUUUAUUAUUGAUUGAUAUAAAAAGUGCCAGUUCAAAAGAUUUUACAGUUCAUACUAGUCGUUUAAGUUAUUUCUGUCAGUAGUGUACAAUUUCUUGGAUCUAUUUUUUGUCUUUUUGACAUGUUCGUUUCCCUUUCUCAGGACCAGCACCAUGUUUUAACAAAAAGAUCACGUACUGUGUGUUUAUCUUUACAACUUACAUAACAUACUGUACUAAAGCCGUGUUUGGUUACAAGAUGGCCUUCCAUAUUAUUUAAUUAUUUCCAAUUGGCAUGUUGUAAUGGUAACAUAACCUUUUUUUUUUUGUUUAACAGGUUUAGUGUUCUCUUUGGUUUGGACAUAUGCAAAUUACUGGGUAUGCAAAUUUCUCAUCAUCCUUAAUCGAUUAUGUGGUCAUGUAACGUGUCAUUCACUACUAGACCUAUAAGCUUUACUUCACAAGGAAGUGGGUGCAAACCAAUCAUGACAGUUGUAGCCUAUAGACAUUUACAAAAUACUGUGACAAUAUUGUGACAACAGAGGUGGUACAGUAAUCCAAAUUACAGAAACUGUUAACACUGGAACAAUGCGCUGGGAGCUACACUUAAUGGCCAGUUAAGGCUUUUCUUACAUUUUUUGGGCAGUUAAUGUAUUAGUUGUUGCUUAGUUACAGUAUUGUAAAAUUGCGAGGUGUUGUUUUCUCACAUCAAAAACAAGGUAAUGCUCCUUAGUUUUGCCACAGUUAUCCCUGAUGCGUAUUUGAUGCAGAAGGUGGAAAACAAAACAAAAAACACACCCUUUCCCGAAUAAGAUUUGUGUUCUCAUUCAUUUGGACUAUGUUUAACUGGUGUGUAAAUAUUAUGAAAAUGACUAGGUAUGCAAUUUCUCUAUGGUAUCUUAAUUCCUUUAUGUGGUCACAUGCUGUGUCAUCCAGUUGACCUAUAUAAGCUUGUGAGAGGUGUAUGUGCAAUUAAUUGGCGACCAUGCGAAGGAGAAAGGACAUCAGUGACUUCGCUAGGGGGUAUAUAGCGGGUGCGUGUUCUCAUGGCACUUCUGUAAGCAAAGUCAUUGGAGCUGUCAAUGUAUCCAGACAGACAGCCUCACGGGUGUACAAGGAGUGGAGAUUUCAUAGAAAACGCAGCAAUGCCAAGAAGGGUCGAAAACGGAUCAUCAGUGGCCCAGCCAAAAGACGUUUGCAGAGAAUUGUGAGGAUGAAGAGAGGUGCUUCAAUAGUUGAAAUAACAACUGCCUUCAACAGGGGACAUCAUAUUCUUGUUUCUACUUCAACAGUAAGCAGGGAGUUACACCGUAUGGCCAAUUAAGGUCAUUUGCUAAUCCUUUAUCCAAGCAAUGCAAUAAUUGGUGGUUUCAAUAUUGUCAAAUGGUCAUGUUUUUCUUCAUUUAAAGAAACGAGUGGAAAACAACAGACUGAAUAAAAACCAAUUGAUCCUCGCUAAGCAUUAGUUGUAUUUGUGAAUUUUUGGAUCAGUUUGUUAGAAGGUAUGAUUUAACUA